Messenger RNA from Fukomys damarensis (Damara mole-rat), 3299 nucleotides. RefSeq names its product ATP/GTP binding protein like 1 (gene Agbl1). The record is from RefSeq and is a predicted model, not a curated record. Gene Ontology annotation, molecular function: metallocarboxypeptidase activity; zinc ion binding. NCBI's taxonomy places the organism in Eukaryota, Metazoa, Chordata, Mammalia, Rodentia, Bathyergidae. Bases 72 to 3299 code for a protein of 1075 amino acids. The transcript has 23 exons. Gene Ontology annotation, biological process: proteolysis; protein side chain deglutamylation; C-terminal protein deglutamylation.
CAUCCAUCCUGUCCAUCCUCCAGCUCCUUGGAAAUCUGCUCUCUGUUGGCACAGACCGGAGGAUUCACUACAUGAUCAGCAAGGGUGGCAGUGAAGCCCUCCUGCAGACCCUCUUGGAUACUGCCAGGACAGCUUCUCCUGACUAUGACAUCCUCCUGCCUCUCUUCAGGCUGCUGGCCAAAGUUGGGCUCAGAGAUAAAAAAAUUGGGCAGAAGGCACUAGAAUUGGAAGCACUUGAUGUGACCCUGAUCUUGGCCAGGAAAAACCUGUCCCACAGCUGCAACCUCCUGCACUGUCUCUGGGCUCUGCGUGUGUUUGCCUCCUGUGUCAAAACAGGAGCCAUGCUGGGGAUUAAUGGAGCGAUGGAACUGCUUUUCAAGGUCAUUACUCCUUAUACCCGAAAGCGCACACGAACAAUCAGGGUGGCCACUGAAGUUUUGGCAGUAUUGCUGAAAUCCAGGUCGAACAGUCGGAGGGCAGUGAACAGAGGCUAUGUCAUCAGCCUGCUCAGGCUGCAUCAGGACUGGCACAGCCACGACACAACCAACGCCUAUGUGCUGAUCCGCCGGGGGCUUCUGCUGUGCCUCAAGCGCAUCACCACCAUCUGGUCUGGCAGGGAGGCCUUCCUGGCGGCCCAGGGCAUGGAGACCCUCUUCAGCAUCACACAGAACUGCCUGGACAAUGAGAGCAUGGAGCCUGUCAUCUCAGCCGUGCUUCAGAUCCUGAGGCAGUGCUACCCCAAGAGUCCCCUUCCCUUGAUCACAACCUGCAGUGCCUAUGCCUUCCCGGUCCCUGGGAGCAUCCCCUCUGUACCCACCUGUGGCCCAACCGAAGAGGAUUUUGAAGAGGAUGGUGAUGAAGAAAUGGACAAAGACUCAGAUUUGGAAGAUGUGAAAGAGCAAGACAAGGACUUGGAAACUGACGUGGAAAAGCUGAACUUCAGACCUGGUCUUGACCGACCUGAAGAGGAACUGAAGCAGUAUGAGGCCAUGUGUCUUGAGCUCUCCUAUGGCUUUGAGGAAUUGGAGUUCAAACUUGGAAAUGAUAUGAACUUGCUAGGCAUUGAAUCUGCCAAUCACCACCACAUUCCAACCACUGCCUCCCCAAAGCAGCAUUACUUGAAUAAGGACCAAAGCUCCCAGAGGAAAGAAAGAGAAGAUACAGUCCAGACUUCUCUUCUGAGCAUGGUGAAGACGGGGAGCUCCACUGCACAUCUGUCCUCCAAAAAGAGACCUGUCAUGAACACAUACCAAAAUGUGCACCCCAGUGGUCUUGGGAUAAUCUCUCUUGAAAAUGAUAUCUCUGAUAUUCAGGAUUUUCUGGAAGAGGACAUGGAAGCCAUUUCUUGCCCAGUGAUGAAUGCCUCCUUUUCUAAUUCCACGAGGCCCAAAGAAACUGUUGAAAUAUUAAUAGAUAAGCUUCUGCACACACAUCCCAAGCAUAUUCUCUUCCAUGACCCCUAUCUAUAUAUGGCCAAAGCCAGAAGAACCAGGUCUAUCUUGGAUUUCAAGAUGAUAGCAUUUCCUGACCUCUGGGGACACUGUCCACCUCCCUUUUCCCAGUCCAUGUUGGAACGCAGACGUGGAGUUCAAAGGAUCAAGAUAUUUGAAGAUGUCCGGAGGCUCAUCCAGCCAAGUGAUGUUAUAAACAGAGUCGUCUUUAGUUUAGAUGAGCCUUGGCCUUUGCAAGACAGUGCUUCCAAUUGCCUGAGGUUCUUCUCCAAGUUUGAGUCGGGAAAUCUUCGCAAAGCCAUCCAAGUGCGUGAGUUUGAAUAUGACCUGCUGCUCAAUGCUGAUGUGAACAGUGCGCAGCUCCAGCAGUGGUUCUACUUCAAGGUGAGCGGCAUGAGGACUGCCAUCCCCUACCGCUUCAACAUCAUCAACUGCGAGAAGCCCAAUAGUCAGUUCAAUUAUGGGAUGCAGCCAACCCUCUAUUCCGUGAGGGAGGCCCUCCUUGGCAGAUCCACCUGGAUACGGACAGGCCAUGACAUCUGUUAUUACCAAAAUCAUUAUCGCCAGAGUGCAGCUGCCAUGGGUGGAGCAUCUGGGAAGUGUUAUUACACCCUCACCUUCGCUGUCACCUUCCCACACAGUGAGGAUGUCUGCUACCUGGCCUACCACUAUCCCUACACAUACACAGCCCUCAUGGCUCACCUUGAGAUCUUGGAAAAAAGUGUCAAUCCCAAGCAAAUCUACUUCCGGCAGGACACGCUCUGCCAGACACUGGGUGGGAAUCCAUGUCCACUGGUGACCAUCACAGCCAUGCCUGAGUCUAAUUGUGCUGACCAUCUGGAGCAGUUCCGACGUCGUCCGUAUCAGGUGAUCACUGCUCGAGCUCACCCUGGAGAGAGCAAUGCCAGUUGGGUGAUGAAGGGCACCUUGGAGUUCCUUGUCAGCAAUGACCCUGUGGCUCAGCUCUUGAGGGAAAACUUCAUUUUUAAGAUCAUUCCUAUGCUAAAUCCGGAUGGAGUCAUCAAUGGCAAUCACAGAUGCUCACUGAGAGGGGAGGAUUUGAACAGACAGUGGCUCUCUCCCAAAGCCCAUCUCCAGCCAACGAUUUACCAUGCCAAAGGACUCCUCUACUACCUGAACAGCAUUGGUCGGGGGCCUGUGGUCUUCUGUGAUUUUCAUGGUCACUCCCAAAAGAAGAAUGUGUUCAUUUAUGGCUGCAGUGUCAAGGAAACCUUGUGGCAAGCAAAUUGUACUGUGGGUGCAUCUGCUCUGUUGGAGGACGUCAGCUACAGGACUCUUCCCAAAAUUCUUGAUAAGCUAGCACCUGCAUUCACAAUGAGCAGCUGCAGCUUUCUGGUGGAGAAAUCCCGAGCCUCUACCGCCCGGGUGGUGGUGUGGAGAGAGAUGGGCAUAUCUAGAAGCUACACCAUGGAGAGCAGCUACUGUGGCUGCAAUCAGGGCCCCUAUAAGGGUCUGCAGUUUGGCACCAGUGAAUUGGAGGAGAUGGGAGCCAUGUUCUGCUUGGGACUCCUUAUCCUGGAGCUGAAAUCUGUAAGCUGCAGCCAUCGGCUUCUAACUCAAGCCACAGCUCUGCUGAAUGCUGAGAAAGACACUCUGGACCACCACCUCCAGCGUUGUUCCCUUUCAGCAAGUAGAGGCAGAAGCAACAUCUCAGACCUAGAUGAUGAGCCAGCCUGCAUGGAAGAGGUUGACUACGCUUCAGAUGGCAGCUCAGACCAGGAUGGGAGCAUCCCUGAGCUUGACCGGCAGAUCCAAGAGUGCGCCUUCAAUCAGGAUGAGGGAGAAGAAGAGGAAGGGACAGGGCAGAGAAGAAACACCACCCUGUAG